AUGGGUGACAAACCGGAAUCAUCCACCAAGCAACCUGCUCAAACAUCUCUCCACAUUGUUUACUCGGUCACCGACAUUCAGAAAAAAGUGUGUGUUCUUGAUGGGAUUAAGGUCACGUAUUCUGCGUGGGUGAAGCUUUUUCAACUUCAUGCACGUGGGUACGAAGUUUUAUAUCACAUCACUGCACAACCACCUGCUAAAGAUGGCCUUGCAUACGAACAAUGGAUGAAGAUUGAUGGUAUUGUACUCCAGUGGAACUACAAUACCUUGUCAGAAGAUUAUCUCCUUCGUGUCCUCGAGGCCGAAUCAACUGCUCUUGAAGCCUGGGAUCGUGUUAAGGCCAUCUUCCUCAACAACAAAGGCCCUAGAUGUGCUGCACUCCAACAGAAGUUUAUCAAUCUCAUACUCAGUGCUCCUCCAUCUCUAGACGUCUACUGCCAAACACUCCGGGAUCUGGAAGCCCAAUUGAAUGAUAUCGGUAGUCCCAUCAACGAACAAAUUCUGGUUUUGCAACUGGUCCAUGGAAUAUGA
Molecule: messenger RNA, 531 nt
Organism: Helianthus annuus (common sunflower)
Lineage: Eukaryota; Viridiplantae; Streptophyta; Magnoliopsida; Asterales; Asteraceae
Exons: 1
Coding region: 1-531 (176 amino acids)
Source: RefSeq, a predicted model, not a curated record